AUGUCUGCUCAAGCCCCUCACAACACUUUGCUCAUCCCGGGCCCCAUCGAGUUCGACGAUGCUGUGCUGCAGUCGAUGGCCCACUACGCUGAGAGCCAUGUGGCUCCCGGCUUCGUCAAGGUCUUCGGCGAGACCUUGACUCUGACGCGCAAGCUGUUCCAGUCUACCGACCCCUCAGCGCAGCCCUUCAUCAUCUCCGGCAGUGGUACCCUUGGCUGGGAUCUCGUCUCUUCCAACCUGAUUGAGCGUGGUGAUAAUGCCCUUGUCCUGAACACUGGCUACUUCGGUGACUCCUUCGAGCAAUGCCUGUCAACAUACGGUGCCCAGGUCACCCAGCUCCGUGCCCCCAUCGGCGAGCGUCCCUCUCUGGAACAGAUCGAGCAGGCUUUGAAGGAGAAGACCUACAAGCUCAUCACCCUCACCCACGUCGACACCUCCACCGGUGUUCUGAAUGAUGUCAAGAGUAUCGCUCAGCUCGUCCGCCGGGUCAGCCCGGAGACCUUGGUGAUCGUGGAUGGUGUGUGCAGUGUCGGAUCGGAGGAGAUCGCUUUCGAUGAGUGGGACCUCGAUGCUGUCGUCACUGCUAGCCAGAAGGCUAUCGGCUGCCCUCCUGGUCUGAGUAUCGUCAUGACCUCCGGCCGCGCCAUUCAGCGUGCCACCACCCGCCAGACCCCUCCCGGUUCUUACUACGCUUCUAUUGCCAACUGGCUGCCCAUUAUGCGCAACUACGAGAACAACAAGCCCUCGUACUUCGCUACCCCUCCCACUCAGCUCAUCCACGCCCUGCACACUACCCUUAGCCAGAUCACCGCCCGCCCUAUGGCUGAGCGCUUUGCUAUCCACACCCAGGUGUCCGACAGCGUCAAGGCUGCUGUUGCCCAGCUGGGUUUGAAGCAGCUGGCUCCUAACCCAGAUGCCCAGGCUCACGGCAUGACUGCCAUGUACCUGCCCGACGGUUUGACUCCUCCCGAUGUGCUUCCCGGUCUGCUGAAGCGUGGUGUCAUCUUCGCAGCUGGUCUGCACAAGGAGAUUGCUACCCGUUACAUUCGCUUCGGUCACAUGGGUGUCAGUGUUACUGACGCCAACCGUGGUGACAUUGACAAGGCCUUGUCUGCGCUGAAGGAGGCUCUUGCCGAGGCCAAGCAGGCCAAGGGACUGUAA
Messenger RNA from Penicillium pulvis, 1161 nucleotides. RefSeq names its product alanine--glyoxylate transaminase. Gene Ontology annotation, cellular component: peroxisome. NCBI's taxonomy places the organism in Eukaryota, Fungi, Ascomycota, Eurotiomycetes, Eurotiales, Aspergillaceae. The transcript has 2 exons. Gene Ontology annotation, molecular function: L-serine:pyruvate transaminase activity; L-alanine:glyoxylate transaminase activity. The record is from RefSeq and is a predicted model, not a curated record. The coding region runs from base 1 to 1161 and encodes 386 amino acids.